This is a messenger RNA of Closterium sp. Naga37s-1, 1281 nucleotides long. NCBI's taxonomy places the organism in Eukaryota, Viridiplantae, Streptophyta, Zygnematophyceae, Desmidiales, Closteriaceae. The record is from the annotation of a GenBank genome assembly.
AUGACAGCAGCAUCAAGCACGUCCCCAUGUGCAUUACGCGUUGCUCGACGUGGAGAGGCGUCGCAGCUACACGAGCAGCAGCACGAGGAGCUGGUGGGACGAGAGGGAGUAGCAGCACAUGGGGAGGUGGCGGAGGAACAGGAGACGGCGGGGGGCGAGGCGGCUGCGGCCGCGGCGGCAGUGGAAAACGGCGCAACGGCGACUGAGUCGAAGGCGGCUGUGGCGGUUGAGGCUGCAGAUGCUGCGGGGCCGGAGGUGGUUGCUGCUGAGGCGACUGGGGCGGCGGUGGCAGUUGAGCUUGGCGGGCUUGACGCUGCCUUUGGCGGCGGCUCAGCUUCACCCUCUGCCAUCCCCCAGGCGUUGCAACCAGAGGUGCUGGGACCGGCAGUGGCUCUGGAACAGACAGAGGAGGCGGAGCUGGCGGUGUCACCAGAGCCUGUAACGGCGGCUGUGCUGGCUGCGGUGGUGACAGCGGCGGCAGGGGAACAGGACAGAGACCAGGCCGAGGAGGAUGAGCCGACCGCCGUUGUGAGCGCCAAAACAUCUGCUGCUGCCGAGGGCGCAAGCACGCAGGGGCACGGCCAGGAGGGGAGUGAUAGACGGGGUCACGGACCCGGCGUAGCUGCCCGCGCCGCCCGCGGGAAGGCAGGGAAGAAGAAGCUUCGAGCCCAACCAGCACCGAGGCGGCCCGGAGCAGGGCUGGGACCUGGUCCCCCAGGACCCCUCCUGGGCUGGCUUCUGCAAGGGCAGUUGCCACGAGCGCAAGGGCGUCAAUUGCCAUCUGCGGGGACGAGUGGUGGGGGCAUAGAAGCAGAGAACGGCAUUAGGCAAGCAACCACCGAGAACAACAACUCGCCAGCAGCCGCAGCAGUAGAAACAGUGGCGGAUCCUACGACUCAGAAUGAAGCAGAUGCUGAAAGGGGUGAGGACGGGGAGGAUUAUGAAGCUUCGGCCUCAAUGCCCUCGGAAGAAAUCUCGCUGGAAGAGGAAGGAGAGGGGACAACGAGAGGGGAGCGAGGGCGACGGGAGGAGAGGAGAAACCCUCGGGAGGAGAGAGUGAACGAGGAAGCCCCAAAUGAGGGACAGAGUGACUCAGGGGCCAGAUCACCAUCUGACUUGGCGGAUGACUCUUCCAUCUGGGAGCUGGCAGCCACGUGGGACAAAUAUCCACUCCAAAAAGGGGAUCAACCCUUCGUGGUACGCAGAAUGCCGCCCAAGAUCCUGGAGAGCUACACGCUCUGCCUCCUGGCGCCACUCAUUCGACUCUCGAAAAAAUCCUGA